GAACUUUGUCGGACACUACGUGGCCAUACAAUUUACACGUGUAGUUCCACCUCACCGCCAAGAAAAAUACAAGACCGCCGCAUUUCCCAUUUCCAUCGGCACAACCACCAUGGCCACCGCCACCAUGCUCAUCUCUCUCAUUCUCUUCCUUCUUCCUACCUCUCACUGCUCUGAACUCGACGGAAACCACCACAUCCACCUCCCCGACUCCGAUGCGGAUCUUCUCGAGUUCCCACUAAAUCUAGAGUACUUGGAAGCGGAGUUGUUCUUAUGGGCGUCAGUUGGCCGUGGCCUCGACGCCGUCGCUCCCGAACUCUCGGGCGGUGGUCCGCGGCCGAUCGGCGGCAGAAUGGCCAGCCUCGAUCCUUUCACGAAAGAUGUUAUCCUCCAGUUUGGUUUGCAGGAAGUCGGACACUUAAGGGCGAUUAAGAAGAGAGUGGAGGGAUUUCCGAGGCCGCUGCUGAAUUUGACUAAAGAAGCAUUCGGAGAUGUGAUGGACAGCGCAUUUGGGAGGCCUCUGAAGCCACCGUUCGAUCCAUACGCGAAUGAACUCAACUUUCUCCUCGCAUCGUACGUUGUCCCUUACGUUGGACUCACUGGAUACGUCGGAGCAAAUCCCAAACUCAUAAGUUCCAUCGCCAAGAAACUGGUGGCGGGGCUUCUGGCGGUGGAGUCAGGCCAAGAUGCGAUUAUCCGGGGGAUGCUCUACAAGCGAGCGGAGGACGAGGUGAAGCCUUACGGCGUCACGGUGGCGGAGUUCACCAACAGGAUCUCGGAGCUGAGAAAUAAGCUGGGAAGCUGCGGAGUGAAGGAUGAAGGCCUCUUGGUGAAGAAAGCCCAAGGACCGGAGGGGAAGACUAAAGGCAACAUCCUGGCCGGAGACGAGGACUCUCUGGGAUAUGGCAGAACGCCGGAGGAAAUACUGAGGAUUGUGUACGGCGGAGGAGACGAGCACGUGGCCGGCGGCUUCUACCCGAAGGGAGCUCGCGGCAGAAUCGCCGAAGUACACCUCAAAGGGAAUGGAUGCUGCAUCCAUAAAGCUUCAUUUUGAAGUAUUUGGACUGUCUUCAGUUUCGGUGUUUAUGUAACUGAUGUUUGCAGUGAAACACAUAACAGCUUGAGCUUUAUCUUCAUCGUAUUUGCAUGGGGCUUUACUUUAAGAUUGUGUUUAAAAUAUAGUUUCAACGGAAAAGUAUAAUAUUACCAUAAACCUCAGAUUCUGCGAAUUGAGGUUAUGGAACAAAGAUUAAUUACCACCUAUAGAAGAGCCUCAACUCUCGGUUGGAUGUAUAGUUUUGUAUGUCUUUUAACAUUUCUUAAUAUUUGCAGUUAGGUUCCACCAAACGACAACACCCAUUUGUUGCAGUGGAAUGGAAUUGCACUU
Messenger RNA from Diospyros lotus (date-plum), 1384 nucleotides. RefSeq names its product desiccation-related protein PCC13-62-like. The record is from RefSeq and is a predicted model, not a curated record. Bases 110 to 1051 code for a protein of 313 amino acids. The transcript is spliced from 3 exons. Lineage: Eukaryota; Viridiplantae; Streptophyta; Magnoliopsida; Ericales; Ebenaceae.